Cordyceps militaris CM01 is the source of this 621-nucleotide messenger RNA. Its product is annotated as nuclear movement protein nudC. Lineage: Eukaryota; Fungi; Ascomycota; Sordariomycetes; Hypocreales; Cordycipitaceae. Gene Ontology annotation, biological process: protein folding. The transcript is spliced from 2 exons. The record is from RefSeq and is a predicted model, not a curated record. Bases 1 to 621 code for a protein of 206 amino acids. Gene Ontology annotation, cellular component: cytoplasm.
AUGGCAGACAAAGACCCCUCACCGGCCGAAGACGCUGCUGCCCGCGCCGCCGAGCUCGAAGCGCAGGCCGCCCUGCCGUACAAGUGGACGCAGACCAUUGGCGAGCUCGACAUCAACUUCACCGUUCCCGGCAACCUGAAGUCGCGCGAUCUCGUGGUGGAAAUCAAGAAGCUCAAGCUCACUGCCGGCAUCAAGGGCCAAGAGCCCAUCAUCAACGUGCGUGCCCCGCUAACUGCACCGCCGAUGACGCCUGAAGCUAACUAUCAACAGGGCGACCUCCCCCAUGCCAUCCUCGUAGAUGACUCGACCUGGACACUGUCCACCAACGCGGACGGGACCAAGACGGCCGAGAUUCACCUCGACAAGGUCAACAAGAUGGAGUGGUGGGCACACAUCGUGACGGACGCCCCCAUGAUUGACGUGACUAAGAUCCAGCCGGAAAACUCCAAGCUGUCGGAGCUCGACGGCCAGACGCGCGGCAUGGUCGAAAAGAUGAUGUUUGAUCAGCGUCAAAAGGAGCAGGGCCUGCCCUCGUCGGACGAGCAGAAAAAGGCGGACAUUCUCAAGAAGUUCCAAGCGCAGCACCCCGAAAUGGACUUUAGCAAGGCCAAAUUCAGCUAG